Molecule: messenger RNA, 3182 nt
Organism: Gavialis gangeticus (Gharial)
Lineage: Eukaryota; Metazoa; Chordata; Crocodylia; Gavialidae
Gene: TLE2
Product: transducin like enhancer of split 2
Exons: 20
Coding region: 510-2732 (740 amino acids)
Biological process (GO): negative regulation of canonical Wnt signaling pathway; regulation of DNA-templated transcription
Cellular component (GO): transcription regulator complex; nucleus
Molecular function (GO): transcription corepressor activity; protein binding
Source: RefSeq, a predicted model, not a curated record
CCAGCGCCGUAGCCAAGGCCUCUCCUGGAGGGCCAGAGCCACCUUAAGGCGCGCUUCGCCAGGCUCCCCUGCUUUCUCUGCCUUGCCAGGAGGUAGUUUUUAUUCCAGCCAGGGACCGCUGCUGAAAUCCGGCCAGAUUUUCGCCUGACCUUCUGUUCCUGCUGGGUUUUUUUGUCCCCCCCCCCAUGCUUUAAGGCCGAUUAGAUUUCCCCCCAGCCCCGUGUCCGAUGGGCCGCUCACGACCCACCGGGGAGGGAGUCCUGCUCCCCUCUCGCCCGGAGGAGAUCUCCGCUCCGGCACCCCCAAAAUCCUUGCAUUUAAGAUAAAAAGGAAAGAGAAAAAAGCCUGGUCGGAGGAAGCCUCGUGCCCGCCCGGCUCGUCCUUGGCUUUGGCUGCCCUCCUGCUCCUACAGCGGCUGUUGGAGAAGUUCAAGUGCAAGGGUCCUGGGGGGGCUAGCGGGGGCCGCCCCCUCCCCCUGGCUGGUAGCCAUUUGGGGCCAGCAGCUCAGGAUGUACCCGCAAGGACGGCACCCUACCCCGCUCCAGUCCGGGCAGCCCUUCAAGUUCUCCAUCCUGGAGAUCUGCGACCGCAUCAAGGAGGAAUUCCAGUUUCUGCAGGCGCAGUACCACAGCCUGAAGCUGGAAUGUGAGAAGCUGGCCAGCGAGAAGACGGAGAUGCAGCGGCACUACGUCAUGUACUACGAGAUGUCCUACGGCCUCAACAUUGAGAUGCACAAGCAGGCCGAGAUCGUGAAGAGGCUGAGCGCCAUCUGUGCCCAGAUCGUCCCCUUCCUGACACAAGAGCACCAGCAGCAAGUGCUUCAGGCCGUGGAACGGGCCAAGCAGGUGACCAUGGGGGAGCUGAACAGCAUCAUUGGGCAGCAGCAGCUGCAGCACCUCUCGCACCAUGCGCCCCCCAUUCCGCUCACCCCCCACCCCUCAGGCCUGCCCCCCUCCAGCCUGGCCGGCACCUCGGGGCUCCUGGCGCUGUCCGGGGCACUGGUAGCCCAGACCCAGCUGGCUGCCAAGGACGACCGAGUGGCUCCGGAUGCUGAGAACAGCAGAGAGCGCACUCCCAGCCGGAGCCUGUCGGCCUCGCCGCCCGAGAGCCUGCCGGACGAGGAGAGGCCGGGCGGCGCCGGCCUCAAGCGCAAACGGGAAGACAAGGACCUGGCAGGACAUUAUGACAGCGACGGGGACAAGAGCGAUUACAACCUGGUCGUGGACGAGGACCCCCCCUCGGAGCCCGGCAGCCCAGCCCACGCGCCUGGCGGCAAGCUCCCGCCCGCCCGCAGGGACGUGCCCGACAGCCCGGCCUCGCUGGGCUCCAGCCGCAGCACGACGCCCCUCAAGCUGAAGGAGCAGAGUCUGACGGACGUCUCGGCCAGCACGCCUGCCCCGAAGUCCACCGGCUCUUCCCCUCCGCGCGACACCCUGACGCCCGGCCCCGGCCCCAGCUCCGUGACCCACCUCCGGCAGAGCGCCACCAAGACGCCCGCCACCGACACCAUCACCCUGCGCAGCCCCCUGAGCGUAUCCAGUGCCUACACGUCGUCCUUCGGGAUGGUGCCGCACGCGGCCAUCAACGGGGAGCUCGCCGCCCCCAGCACCUACAUGAGCAUCCACCUCUCUCCGCAAGUCAGCGGCACCGUGAUGUACGGCCGCUCGCCCAUGGUGGCAUUUGAGUCUCACCCACACCUGAGGGCCUCCAGCAUCUCCUCCUCGCUCUCCAGCAUCCCUGGAGGGAAACCAGCCUACUCCUUCCACGUGAGUGCCGACGGGCAGAUGCAGCCGGUGCCCUUCCCCCCCGAUGCCCUCCUGGGCUCUGGCAUCCCCCGGCACGCCCGGCAGCUGCACACCUUGACCCACGGCGAGGUGGUCUGCGCCGUCACCAUCAGCAGCUCCACGCGGCACGUCUACACGGGCGGCAAGGGCUGCGUGAAGGUGUGGGACGUGGGGCAGCCGGGCACCAAGACGCCCGUGGCGCAGCUGGACUGCCUGAACCGCGACAACUACAUCCGGUCUUGCAAGCUCCUGCCAGACGGGCACAGCCUCAUCGUCGGGGGGGAAGCCAGCACCUUGUCCAUCUGGGACCUGGCCGCCCCCACCCCGCGCAUCAAGGCCGAGCUGACCUCCUCGGCGCCCGCCUGCUACGCCCUGGCCAUCAGCCCCGACGCCAAGGUCUGCUUCUCCUGCUGCAGCGACGGCAACAUCGUCGUGUGGGACCUGCAGAACCAGACCAUGGUGCGGCAGUUCCAGGGCCACACGGACGGCGCCAGCUGCAUCGACAUCUCCAACUACGGCACCAAACUGUGGACGGGGGGGCUGGACAACACCGUGCGGUGCUGGGACCUGCGGGAGGGGCGCCAGCUGCAGCAGCACGACUUCAGCUCCCAGAUCUUCUCGCUGGGGUACUGCCCCACGGGCGAGUGGCUGGCCGUGGGCAUGGAGAGCAGCAACGUGGAGAUCCUGCACGUCACCAAGCCUGAGAAGUACCAGCUGCACCUGCACGAGAGCUGCGUCCUCUCGCUCAAGUUCGCCGCCUGCGGCAAGUGGUUCGUGAGCACGGGGAAGGACAACCUGCUCAACGCCUGGAGGACGCCAUAUGGCGCCAGCAUCUUCCAGUCUAAAGAGUCCUCGUCGGUGCUGAGCUGCGACAUCUCUGUCAACGACAAGUUCAUUGUCACGGGCUCCGGCGACAAGAAGGCCACAGUCUAUGAGGUGGUGUACUGAGGGGCCGGGGGCUCCCUCCACCCCGCUGGGACCCUUGACCAAAGCCAGGCCCAGAGACAUCCAUCCCUUCGCCCUCGGCUCCGGGGCUGCCUCGUGGUGGAGGGGAGCGGGGCUCCCUCAUGCAGCGGUGCAGACUUCCCCAUGGCUGCCCACACCGAGGGUGGAGGAACAGCCGCCCCUGGGAAGCAGCGAGCCUCUUGUCCUCCCUGCGUUCCCUUCCUGGCAGCCGCGGCAGGCUAGGGUCGGGGGCAGGGCCCCUGCUCUCUCCCUAGCCUUUGGGGAUGGUCAGAGGGCCAAGGAAGAGAGCAGGGGGCAGGGAAGAGGCUAAGGCUGAGGCCAGGUCUUUCCCCACCUGAUUUGCUACUGAUUCAGCACCCGCCUUUCCCCCAGCCCAUAUGUGCCAGGCGAGGCCGCGUGCCCACCCUGUCCCAAUAAACACUUCGGAUUUUC